AAAAUCCCGUACUCAAAAGAAAUCCUUAACUUGCACCUGAAUUAUUACUCUUUCUUCUCGAGAUAAUGAGUUUCUGCUCCUCGGUAUYACAUUUGCAAGCUUUGAAAUUGUAUAAUUGUCCUUUAGUUCAAGGUUGACUGUACGACGGACGUAAAUUGGCCUAAGAUUUGGCAGUGUAGUAGUAAUAUUUACAUUGCAUUGAGUAUUGAAGUUCAACUUUUGAAACUCUUCUGUACGUGUUUUGAUAAAACCUCUGAGAUGAUKAACUAGCUAUAAUGGCUGAUAAUAAGAAAGACGAAGAGUUAGAUAAUGAAGUCAAGUAUUCAGAAGCAGUUUCGAGGGAAAGUUCGAACUUGGAAGGAGAAGGAGGAAGUCAAGCCAGCGGGCAAAAUGUCACUGGCGAAGCUGUUCAACGUGAAGAGAGCUUCGCCAAGAAAAAGAAAGGCAAAAAGGCAAAACGCCAAGACGAUGAUGAAGAACCUCUAGAGCGAGGUGACAGCUUCUCUGGACCCAAGAAAGGGAAAAAGAAAGGCAAAGGAGUAAAGAAGAUCAAACAAGUUCGUGUUCCUGACGAAGAAAGUAAACAGAAAGAACAGUUCGAGUUAGGCGUUUUAGAAGAAACUGGCAGACCUACCGAUAAAAAAAUAAAAAUGGAGACUACGAAUAUAGAUAACAAGCUGAUUCAAGAAGGUCAGGAAACUGAAAUAAUUACCCCAAAAGAAGGAACUACUGUCAAGGAUUCURAACAAAACAAGGACGAACGGCUCGAAAGCAGCGGGGACGAGAAGAAGGAUUCGGAAAAGGAAUCUCCAAGCGACGAAGAUAAUACAAUUAAAAUUGUUGCUAAAGAUGAAAAAUCUGAUUCAACUGAGAAACCUGACGGCGUGAAAGAUAGCGAAGGAGAAGAAAUAAGAAGAAGGCCAACGCUUUCAGAGUUAAGAGGUGCUAGCAUCGAAGGAGCAGAGGAAUCGAGAGUGGCAGCGGAGAACUUGGGGUUGGUCGAAGAAGACUCAAAAGACAAAAAGGACCAAACAAAGGAAAACAGUCCUUCAACUGAUUCAGAAACUCAAGCAACUACUACUGAGCAGAAAGAAGCAGAAGUAGUUAUUGAGGUGGAAAGAAAAAUCUCUAAAGAUGCGCUUACAUCCAUUAAAGUUGUCUCUACGAAGCAAACAGAACAAGUUGCUGUGCCUUUACAGCAAGUUACUGAAGAACAAGAAUCUAUCAGUGUUGUUACUAAAGAAGAACAAGAACACAUCGUAGUUCCUAUGGGUGAAGAUGCAGGAAAACCAGAUGAGGAAAAGGCCCUUGAGGUUACUAUAGAAACCACUGAGGAAAAAAUAACAACUGAAAAAACUCAAGAGUUGUCUGCAGAAGUUGCAGUUGAAGUUGAGGCUGCAGUUGAAAACAAAACUGAAUCUUCUUCAGAAGUGACAGCAGGUGAAAAACCCCAAGAAAUGUCGGCAGAAGUAGCAGUUGAAGUUGGGUCUGUAGCUGAUAACUCUGGAUCUCCUUCAGGAGUGAUGGCAGGUGGAAAGGAAGAUAAAGAUGAUGUUAAGGAGGAAGAAUCUGAUGGAAAAACACAGACAUUUUUGGAGUAUGAGAUUGAGGAUGAACUGCCCUGGGCAAUGUACAGGUCACUAGACGCACCUCUCACAAAAAAGGCGCCAGUAGAGGAGGACGAUGAAUGGCCUCAGUCAGAAGAAGAAGAGGAAUAUGAACCACCAACUAAAGAAGAACUCCCAGAUAUAGAUGAACUAAUGGGGAAACUAGAUGGUGGAGAAACCGAACUAGAAACCUCAGCACCCCCUCCGCCUGUCAUCCAGCCUGAAGAUAAGGCACAGCAACAGAAGAAAAUAGAUGAACUAAAGCUUGGCCUGGCUGAAGAAAAGAUAGAUUCUUAUCUGGAUGACUUCGAGAGAAGAAUGGAGGAAGAGAUCUUGAUGAUCGGACAAAUCUCACUGGAAGAAGUUCAGGAAGAAGAACGUCGACUAAGAGAUGAACACAUUUCAUAUCAACAACAAGAAGCCAAGGUUCAACAAGAGAGAAUCCAAGACAUUAUUGCCAGAGAAGAAAGAGCUAAGAAGUACAUAAUGGCAAAACUAAAGGAGAAACGCAAGGCUAUUUUGAGGAGAGAGGAGCAUUUAAUGCAACAAGAUAGACUGAUCCAGAACAGAAUCCACAGAGCCUUCCGCAGAGCAGAAAACCAACUUCUUAAAGCUCUCAAGGCCAGGAAAGGCGAAGUCAAGACUAUGUAUGGAGAUCUUAUCCUUGCUGAUGGUCAGUACGGUGGUAGCAAAGGAAGACGAUGGAAAGUAGACUGGAACCGAACUCCUCAACCAAUCCAGAUCAAACUGAAGUGUCUGAGAGGAGUGAAGGACAAACUACCAGGUGGCCGUUACGUUUUGAUGGUGUCCCUGUACGAUCGUCUGGGUGGACAUGUCUUAAAGUGGUCCAACCUGAAGGGUCAGCAGUGGGGAGGAGCUACUCUCCCUCUCCACCAUGAUGGAGAGUUCUUUAACAUAGAAAUCAAGAUAGACCAAAGUGUGUUUACAGUGUGUCCAGCAAGACCAGAUGUUCGUCCAGGCAUGUGCUUGGUGUUUGAGUUGUUCAUCUUACGAGGCAGCGUCACGGCUACAGACCGCGUGGUAGGAUGGGGAUGCUUUCCUAUCUGUGACGGAGAGUUCAACAUCGUUGAGGGAAAGUACAAAUCCCCGUUCUUAAGGGGUGACAUGGAUCCCAGUAUUGAUAAACACGAAAAGGUGGAGGAGCUGAUGGCUCAGGAUCUAGAGAACUGGCUGUGUAACUUGUACUUUGAGGUCGUUAAGUUACCCAGAUACAUGGCAGGACAGAAGGAGUAUGAGGUUGAGUUACAGUUCACAUCAGGUCUCGUCGGGUACCCCGCACGUACAAACACUGGAGAGGAAUUCAUUGAUGGUGAACAACCGGUGUAUGGCUCUAGGGCUGACCUGAAAUCAUUAGCCUCGCCCACCAGUAGUAGGAGACCUAGCCGUGUUAGCAUGCUAGGUGGAUCAAGUUUUCUCGGAAGCACCAUGGACCUGAAAGGUGAAGGCAAGGAGCAGCUGCCUGGAUCCACGGUGGAUCUUCAGGUUGAAGUCCCAGACCUCUCCACUAUGCCUAAACGAAAACUGUCCUUAGCAGUCCCCGAUGCCAGCACUCUCCGUCGCUCGUCAGUAGUCUCCCAGACACGUCGUAUGUCAUCGGUGUCCACUACCCGGCGCAUGUCUAAACCCAUGACCGUGGCCAUGUCUCGUAAAACGGUAGAAAUGGACAUGUCCUCUGAAGGGUCUGGUACUGACUACUCUGACGACGAAGUACUGAUGUUGAAGAAGGAUGAUGGGUUCAAUCCGGUUAAAGGACAGCCCGGGAUGUAUUACAAGAAACACCACAAUAAUCCCGUAGACGUGUAUGCUAAAAAGAUGUUCACCUUGUUACCCAAGACGCCUCUCUUGACGAGACGAAAGAAGAAGAAGAAGCUGACCCACACAGAAGAACUGGAACAACAUUCUUUCUCUGUCAAACAACCAUUUUCCAACAAAGGGCACAUUGUUCACCGGGGCCGAGAGAAGAUGCAGUAUGUAGGCCGUCAACUGAUGGCCGAGCUUGGCCUCUCCCAAUGGAGGUCCCGUGAGUUUUGGGCCAUGAUGCUGAUGAUCGCGUUCACUUGGUUUUUACGGCUGUACGCGCAUUAUGGAGGACAAUGGUUGUACCUGACUGCUCUGAUUAUACCAAUAAACAAAUUCGAGUUCCUGCCAUACACAGUCAACCUGAACUACCAAACUACAUUACUACACACAGAAGAAGAGAUCGCGCUGGUUAUUCUCGGUCCGUUCACCAAUAUCUUGAUAUUCUGUUUGUUGGUGAUCGCUGCCUGGGCUAUCCAGCGAUUGUUUGGUAUCUUCCCCAACAUCUUCUCUCGCUUCAUCAUGGCGCUAGGAAUCAAUAUCCUGUUGGAUCCCUUGUGGAUUAUCAUUGUUGAUUCCGCUCUGCUGAGGUAUCGUAAUGUCGGUGGAGACCUACCAAUAGGAGACGCAUUCAAACUCUACUGGCAUUUUGAUCGUUACGAGAAGAACGGCGCAGUGGGAAUAGUCUUGACGAUCUUCCUGUACAUCGUGACCCUCUUCGCUUCCUCCACCAUCCUCUACAUGUAUUUCCUUCGUCUCCAUAACAACGGUCGUCUGAUGGACGUCUAUCAUCGUCUGCAUGCAUCAGAAGACGACUUCUUUAUUCCUUAUGACUUGGAGAUCUCUAACGAGGAGCUGAACUUCAUCUGCAAGAAAUCAGAGCAGUGGAGAGGAGAAGAAGGCGAGAGGAGGAAGACAGCGGUUUAUGAUUAUAUUUGGGAAGAAGAACAGGUUGACGAGGCUGAGAUAAACGAAGGGCACAACCAGGCAGGUCGCCGUGAGAUCACCACACACGUGUCAGUACACACCCUUCAUCUCGAUGGACUGAGAGAACUGUACAGACACUUCUUGCGUCUACCAGACGGCGCCAUCGUUGAGGUAUUCAAUGAAAUCAACCUUGCCGGCAUGGAUGAAGGUAUCAAACAGGCUCUCAUCAAAGGAACCACCUAUCAAGCAAUGGACAAUACCACUGCUUCCAAGACCAGCCUACGAUCACGUGGUCGGUCAUCCUCCGUGGUCAGCGGUACGUCAUUCCGAAGACCUUCAGUGCUGUUGGAAGUACCCAAGGCCGCGCGGUCAUCUUCACCCGUCUAGACCUGAAAACCACCAUUUUUUGCAUGUGGAAAGUAAGCCUGAUUUGCCCUUUUAAUAUGAGUACGGUGUGUCUUAGUUUUCGAAGGGGUUUGAUAGCCUUAUGUGCCUUCUGGUGCGUAGCGGCUUAUUCACUACUCUUAAUUAUACCAUAAUUAUUUCUAGAACUUGUCGGCUUAGCCUCGAAUCCAGGAGUUGCUUGUUUUGUUAUUCUAAUUUCUGCUUUUGUUUUCUACUUCAAAAAUGAGGCUAAGCUUGCACAUUCUAGAAAAUAAUGGUAUUUUUAGGAGUAGUGAAUAAAGUUUAAAAGUGUAUUGAUUGACUUUCACAGUGAUACGAAAAGUGCUCUAAUUAUGUUGGUGUUUCAAGUGUGAAUCAGGCCCCAAUGUAUAUAUUUUUUAUAUAGUUUAUUUUUACACUCGGUGAUGUCCAAAGACAGCCUCAGGUGCGGAUCUAGGGGAGGGGUGCAGGGGGUGUGCACCCCUCCCUGGUUCGACUUUGUGCCCCUAUUUCGAAGAUAACUAAUACUGUUUUUUGGCAGCAAUAGUAGUACAAGAGGGGGAUGGGUGCGGAUAAGCAGCUACACAUCCCGAGGGGUAAUAGACACAAGACAAAAUAUUUAAACGGCGAUCAUUCGCUCCCAUUUUUUCACRUCAUUUCAUUUCCAUUUUAAAAUUGAGGCUAUGGGGAUAUAAGAGGGGUAUUUAGGCGAUUAAUCCCUCCGAGCCUCGACAUGAAGGUUCUUAUUCUUCACUGUCACUAGUAGCAACCAUUCCUGUGACUAUGGCAACGCACAUAAUUGCGUUCUGCUCACACGAUUAGUAGAUAUUUUUCUAUUUUUGUAUAAGUAUUUAUUUUUGUGCUUCGUAUUUCAAAACAUUUAAAAUAAAACCAUCAAUGAACACCAA
Molecule: messenger RNA, 5644 nt
Organism: Actinia tenebrosa (Australian red waratah sea anemone)
Lineage: Eukaryota; Metazoa; Cnidaria; Anthozoa; Actiniaria; Actiniidae
Source: RefSeq, a predicted model, not a curated record